UUCUUCUUGCAGGCUUUGCUUCAGCGCUAGGGUUUGCGCUCGACACACAGAGCGAGCACCUCCUUCACCGUUCAGUAAUCUCGUCCCCUGCGUUACGGUCAUCAUGCCUUCCCAAAAGACUUUUCUGAUCAAGAAAAAGCUGGCGAAAAAGAUGCGCCAGAACAGGCCGAUUCCACACUGGAUUCGCAUGCGCACUGACAACACAAUCAGGUACAAUGCCAAGCGCAGGCACUGGAGAAGGACCAAGCUCGGAUUGUAGAGUGCCGAAACAGCAUUCUCUUUCAAUGGAUCUGGUCUUUACUUCAACUUCAUGCCACAGAGCGUGCUCGCGACGCUCGAUUGCCUAUGAUUGGAACUGAACAGUACAAGCAAGGUGGCCUAGGAACUGGAGAAUUUCAAGGCUGCUGAGUUGUUGCUGCACUUAAUACUUUGUCUUCACAGAUUAAUUGUGUAAGAAGAGAAUACUUGGUACCUGAAUCACAGAAAUGGGAUAAUUUUUUUCCCAAUUUUUGCCCGCUUAUCUGUGUAUUGUAAUGGGCCUCAACUGCUCUCGACUUUCUAUGUAAUGAGCUUUUAUCAACGGGUUUCGUCGUUGUCAUUCCGAAGGUUGGUUCC
This is a messenger RNA of Marchantia polymorpha subsp. ruderalis, 615 nucleotides long. The record is from the annotation of a GenBank genome assembly. Lineage: Eukaryota; Viridiplantae; Streptophyta; Marchantiopsida; Marchantiales; Marchantiaceae.